AUGGGUGAUCUAAUCAAGUUUAUUUUAAUACUAAUUUUUGAAAAUCCAGCAAUAUUUGUGUCGAUUUUAAUUUUUCAUCAUUUUGCUGUUCAUCAUGAAUCUCGUUCAAAAUUGAAAAAUCAUGGUUGGUUCAUUUUACUUCUUGUUAAUUUUAUUCAACUAACUAUUGAUUUACCGAUGCCUAUGAGUUUUUAUUAUAUAAAUCGAAUUUGGCCAAAAACAAAUGCCUACUGUGUAUGGUGGACUUGGUUUGAAUUUUCUUUAAAUACGAUUGGACUAUUUCUCAUGUCAUGGAUAUCCAUUCAACGACAUUUAUUUAUUUUUCAUCCACAAACCAUCUUUGAAAAUACAUGGAAAAAAUGGAUUUUGCACAUUUUACCAAUCAUAUUAUGUUUAAGUUGGACACCACUAUUCUAUUUUAUCGUUGUAGUUCUUAGUCCAUAUUGUGUUACGAUUUGGGAUUUUAAUUCAGUGAUUUGUGGUAUUCCGUGUUAUUUUACUGCGAAUUUUAUUGGUCAAUUUGAUUUUAUUUUUAAUAUUGCAUUUCCUGUAAUGAUGAUCAUGUUUGCCAAUGUUACAUUGAUUGUUCGAGUUAUUUAUCAGAAACGAUCGCGUCAUCAAACAAUUCAUUGGCAACGUCAUCGUCGAAUGGUUUUACAACUUUGGAUUGUUUCAUCACUUUACAUGGCGUGUUGGCUACCAAUGACAAUAACACAACUUAUUCAAAUUACUCUCAUGCCUUCAUUUAUGAUGGAUCAACUAGAUAGAAUUCUUUUCAUUGUCUAUUUCACGCCACUUUUAUUACCAAUCAUAUGUUUAAGUGUUUUACCAGAACUAUUGACGAAAAUACGCAGUUUCAUUCGGAAAUCAACAAGAGUCAAUAGAGUUCACGUUGUUGCUUUGACUGGACAGAUGAAACGAACGACAGCUAAGAUUACUAUUCGAUGA
This is a messenger RNA of Adineta steineri, 948 nucleotides long. NCBI's taxonomy places the organism in Eukaryota, Metazoa, Rotifera, Eurotatoria, Adinetida, Adinetidae. The record is from the annotation of a GenBank genome assembly.